AUGGGCGGUCAUGCCUUCAAAAACCUCUACUGUCCACGCAUCAAUCCAGAUGUAUACUUCCAAGUCAAAGCCCAAGCUACUACAGCACUUCAGAUAGUAUUCACACAUGUAGUCGUCCCAGCUGAGAUGCCCGAGAAGAACGACUACGGCGACAUCGACUUCCUCGUUUGUAGCCCGUUGCACUCCCCACGUCCUCACACCAUAAAUGAUUUCCCAUGGGAAGAAACAGUCCAGCUUACCAAAGAUGCCUUUGGAACAACACAUGGACGCCGAGGCUAUCUCACCAAUGAUUGCAUGUAUUUCGCCGUCGAUGCGUCAUGUGAUGGAGAAGACUACUUUAUCCAGAUUGACGUUAAGGUCUGCUUCAAGCCAGAGUUGUUCAAAUGGUACACCUUUGGACUUGGCUAUGCGAGUAGCAGUAAGAUAAUUGGAAGUAUGGUGAAGCCCUUAGAUCUCACGAUUGCCCCAGAAGGCAUCCACAUUCGCGUUGAAGAUUUGGAAGAGACAGAUCAUAACGAGAGUAUGGUGUGGAUCAGUAAGGAUCCCAAAGAUGUCUUGAGAAUUGCCGGUUUGGAUUUCAGAAUCGUGAACGGUAGAUUUAAGACCAAGGAAGAGAAGUGGGUGCCUGGGCACUACCCUGGCUACCGGUUUACUAUAGGCUCUUCAGAUACUGUGAAUUCCGAAAACAGCGGCGAAGGAAACAUUACACAAGACCUCGAAACAUGGUACAAGCAUACCAGGUCCGCCGUCCGUGACAAAGUCUUCACCACGUUCCCCAACACUGCAGAACAGUACUACACCAAACGGGCCGCCCAUCGCAAAAGGCUUGAAGAACAGCAAUUGGCAAGUCUAAUCAUGAAUGCCAUACCCAUCGGCACAAACGGAUGGGAAGCUGCAGUGGCAUCAGUCAACCUCACAUUCACGCAUACACCCCUCGCACCACCUGAUCUCGAGCCCACCGCCUCCCACGAAACACCACAUCCAUCAUUGGACUUCGUAACCCCUGUCAUCACAUACAGCAACACCCUUUCCCCCACCCAACCCAAAACUAUCCACCUACCCCCUCUCCCCCGUCAACCCCCAAUCUCAUUCUCCCCGCGCCCUCCACCACCCAGCAUGUCCAUCGAAGCCAAACUCGCCUGUCUCUCACGCUGGACGCACUUCGACCUUUCCACCGGCACACCGUAUAUGCUCUGCACGCCACGUCCCAAGGAAGAGAGUAUAUGCUGGACGGAUGCAAUCUACGCGGGUGUGAGUGAGGAAGUGCUGCUGAGGUGGGCGAAGGAAGAGUGGUGGCGGGUUUGGGCUAGGCAGGGUGUGGUUAAUUAUGUGGGGAUGUGGAGGGUGAGGUUUGAGAAGGAGGAUAAGAAGAGUGCCAAGGGAAGGGAGAAAGAUAAUGGUGGAGAUAGGUUGAGGGUUAGGGAGAGGUUGCAGGUUGUUAAUAGGAAGUUGGGAUUCUUGACGGCUUGA
Molecule: messenger RNA, 1470 nt
Organism: Bipolaris zeicola 26-R-13
Lineage: Eukaryota; Fungi; Ascomycota; Dothideomycetes; Pleosporales; Pleosporaceae
Exons: 3
Coding region: 1-1470 (489 amino acids)
Source: RefSeq, a predicted model, not a curated record